Neoarius graeffei (lesser salmon catfish) is the source of this 4887-nucleotide messenger RNA. RefSeq names its product stonin-1. The record is from RefSeq and is a predicted model, not a curated record. Gene Ontology annotation, molecular function: clathrin-cargo adaptor activity. Lineage: Eukaryota; Metazoa; Chordata; Actinopteri; Siluriformes; Ariidae. Bases 264 to 2366 code for a protein of 700 amino acids. Gene Ontology annotation, cellular component: AP-2 adaptor complex; synaptic vesicle. The transcript has 4 exons. Gene Ontology annotation, biological process: clathrin-dependent endocytosis; regulation of endocytosis; synaptic vesicle endocytosis.
AUCGAACGGUCCAUGGUCCUUGUUUUCAUGGCUCUCUUCCCGAUAGAGAUGGUUUACAUUAGGCGGAUUUGAGCUCCUGCUCGAGGAGUGGAGGAGGGUGUGAAGGAUCUAGCAAGAUUUAUCUAUUUUUGUUUCGGAGUUUAAUCAUCGAAAACUGAUGACUCGAUAUCCGAUCCUAUGACCCCCAGUGGUGGGUUUGAUUGAGACACACCAGGAAGGAAUUCUGAAAAGGCAGAUUGAUUUCACAUAAAUCGUCCAACACAAUGUGCUCAAUGAACCAUCCAGCUAACUGGGUGACCUUUGAAGAUGAAGGCACCCCCCAGUCCUCACCACAGAAAAUCUUGCAGUCUCCAUCAAGUUCUGGGUCAAUACCUCGACCAAAUGGCUUGAAAUUGGUUCUGCCUCCUUUAGGCAGUUCAGCAAGGAGGUUAUCCAGUCCACUGGAAUCUCCCCAAAUGCACUUUAGUUUCAAUGGGAGCUCAUGCGUGCCCAGCAACACUCCGAUGUGCACUCCUGUAAGAGAAACUCCAAUUGGUCCAUCUCCCUUUAACUGCGACUCUCUCAGACCACCGAAUGUCUUGAGGAGUUUCUCCAACACAUCGACGAAUAUCUCUUCUCCUGAUAGAUGUUCCUCAUCCGAGGCAUGCACUUCCUUCCCAGCGUUCCAAGAUGAUCCGGGUCAGGUUAACCUAUUUCUGGGUGAAAACAAGCACAAAAGAGAUUCUGGAAGUUCCUCAUCAGACUCCGAGCCUGGCUCAAGCUUGCCUCGCUUCUUUAUCCGAACCAAGGAUGGUUACGAGCCACCCCGGGACCAACUUCAAAACUCCUACUCGUACAUCUGCCAUAAGCUAGAGCGGUUAAAGGCAAAGGAGGACCAAGACCAAGAGAGAGAGGAAAGAGAUUCGGAUUUAAGCAAACUAAAGGAAAUUGAUGUAGGAAGAGGUUCGUCUUCCUUUGUUCCACAGGGAUUGUUCCUCAGCCAGAGGAGGCAUGGCUGGCCAUUAAUGCUGAGAAUCCCAGAGAAAAAGAACCGUAUGUCAUCCCGCCAGUGGGGCCCGAUAUACUUACAGUUGCUUCCAGGAGCUGUGCUCCAAAUGUAUUAUGAAAAAGGCUUGGAGAGACCAUUCAAAGAGUUCCAGCUGAGUUCCAAUUGCGCUCUUUCAGGCCCAAAACUGGAAAGCUAUGGUGAGCCACGGAAAAUUGCAACGUUGAAGAUUGAACACGUGUCAUAUGUUGAGCGAAAGCGCUACCACCCUAAACCUGAGGUGACUCAUGAAGCUGAAGUGGAGCAGCUGCUGAAAUUUGGCACAACAGAGAACAGAGACAUGGAGGACUUGCUGGUGUCCCUUGAGGAGGAGCUGAUGAGAUUACCAGGUCCCCUCAAGCAACAAAAACAUUAUGAGGAGCAAGAGUUGUCCUUGCAGAUUGCAGACCAUAUCUGGAUGCGAGUAGAUAAGGACGGAGUCACGCUGGAACGUGCGGCCAUCACGCGGCUCCACUGCUUGGCCUUCAUAAACGGUGCGGUGGAAUGUUUCCUGGCGUUGAAUGACCUUGGACUUCUGAGCAAAGACUCUAAUUAUGGCAGCAAAGAGGACGAAGCGUGGAUGGAGAUCGCCGACUACCAGUUUCACAAUUCUGUAAGAGAGGCUGAAUUCAAAGACACUAGGUUGAUUAAGUUCUCGCCCCCGGAUGCCUGCAGGGUGGAACUCGGUCGCUACAGGACAGCUUCGCUGAACUGCGGAGACUUGCCUUUCUCAGUGAAGGCUACAGUCACCGUUCAAGGUGCCUAUCUGGAGCUACAAGCCUUUCUCAAUAUGCAGUCAUCCUUCCCUUCACUCGGGGCACAUUCAGAAACACUUUGUGAAAACGUUUUAAUCCAUGUACCGCUGCCUGGGGAUUGGGUCAAAGUGCCUCGUACCAUCUCUCUGCUCUGGCAGAAAUCCAUCAAGGCCCGCAUGAACAGAAAUGCCUGCCUUGGCUCAGUAAACGUCACGGAUUCGCAUCCUGUCAUGCAGGUGACUGUUGGUACCGUCAAGUAUGAGAAUGUGUAUGGAGCCAUUGUUUGGAGGAUUGACAAGCUUCCUGCUAAGAACAUGGCAGCAGAUCAUCCCCAUUGCUUCUCCUGCAAACUGGAGCUGGCAUCGGACCAAGAGAUCCCCACUGACUGGUUCCCUUUCAUCACCAUGGAGUGUGAGGUGGCAGAUACGGUUGCUUCUCAAACCAGGGUGAAGUCUUUGGGAACAGAAAGCGACAUUCAGCCUCAGAAGCACAUCAGCUACAGGGCCUUCUAUCAUUGCCAGGUGGAAAUUGAAAAAAAGCUAAUUGAGGCAGAGUCGCAGAAACCAUCAAGCUGUGCAACACAGUGAUUCAAAAUGUGGAUUCAUGUUUCAGAAGGAAAAAAAAAGGAAGACUUACAUACUCGCACUAAUGAAUAAUCAGCAUGCACUUACAACAGACACAUGAAAUGUUCUUAGUCUUUACUCUGGCCUCCCCCCCAGUCCAUCCCCGCCCCCGCCAAGUCAAGAUCAACACACACAGCUCAACUACGGAAGCCGAGAGAGGCCCUUCAUAUAAUCCUUUUUUUUUAUUCACCUUGUUAUCCCGAGAUAACGACAAUAAUUAAUUCAGGAUCUCGAGAAAACAACACAACUAAUUCGAGAUCUCGAGAAAACAAAACCGUUAUUCCGAGAUAACGACAUAAUUAAUUCAGGAUCUCGAGAAAACAAAACCGUUAUUUCGAGAUCUCGAGAAAACAAAACCGUUAUUUCGAGAUCUCGAGAAAACAGCUGAGAAAUGGUUCAUUCAGAUGCGCCAAGAGACUUGUGAUAUGCUGACUUUGGGGCUAUUUCUCAUUCUGUAUAGACGCAACUUUGGUCAUUAGAAUGUCUGGAAUAAUCGAUCACCUAAUAAGGCAAUAUUUUGAUCAAGGGUUGACACAGGGAGAGAUUGCAUUAAGUCUUUUAAUAAGGGAUAAUUUCAAAAUUAGUCCGUGGCACCUCCGCAGAAGACUGGCCCCCCUCUCAAGGCAUCGUAAAAAGCCAUUUCUGCUCUGUUACAUGUCCGCCAAUUUCUAAGUCUUCGUUGUCUGACCCACAGGGGGGCGCAGCUCUGCUAGAAAUCUCAGCUGUUUUCUCGAGAUCAUGAAGAAAUUUUGUUUUUUCGAGAUCACGGAAUAAUUUUGUUUUCUCGAGAUCUCGAAUUAGUUGUGUUGUUUUCUCGACAUCCUGAAUUAAUUAUGUCAUUAUCUCGGGAUAACAAGGUGAAUAAAAAAAGAUUAUAUGAAGGGCCUCUCACGGCUUCCGUACUCAACACUAUAAACCGAAACAACAACAAAAUAUGUAUUUAUAUUAACCAUUAACUUAAUACAAUUUGUAAUGUUCUGCCACUGCAAUGACGUUAAAAACCUGUCCUGCAGCCUACAGUAUUUGCACUUUAGCCUCUUAUACAUUGCAAGAUUUCAGAGGGGUAAGAUGUAUAUUAAGCCCUCUGAUGACAUACAGAGCACUGUUCACAUUUAAUAUUAUUUAACAAUGUGGGUUAUUAAAUUAACUGUGUAUGUGAUAUAAGCAAUAAAUAAAUUCCUGUAAAAUACAGCUGGCGAAGUAUAUGCAAGCCACUGAGAUUGUGACAUUCCCCACAGUUUGGCUAACGUUUUAUUGCCGUACGAUUGCAAUAUUGUAAUGUUAGUUUUAAUACAUUAUAACUAUAGUUGUUUGAUGGACAGAGGAAGGGGAUUAAUUUGCAAUUGUUUCCUAUAGUGGUGCAAUACUGCUUUUCCAUGGGGUCCUUCACCCAGAGAGCACUUUAUUAGGAACAUCUGUACACAAUUGAUGCAAUUGUCUAAUUGUGGCAGCAUUUUGAUGCAUAAAAUCAUGCAGAUACAGGCCAGCAGCUUCAGGGAACGUUAAAACAUCAAAACAUCAGAAUAAUGGAGAAAAUAUGACGUCAAUGCUUUGGACCAUGGCAUGAUUACUGGUGCCAAUGGACUGGUUUGAGUAUUUUUAUAACUGCUGAUUGCCUGGGAUUUUCACACACAACGUCUAAAGUUUACACAGUAGUUUAAUAUUGAGGGGAAAAAAAAAAUCCAGUGAGCAGCAGUUCUGCAGGUGGAAACUUCAUGUUGAUAAGAGAGCUCGAUGGAGAAUGGCCAGACUGAUUUGAACUGACAAAAAAGUUAUGGUAACUCAACCACUCUGUACAGUUGUGGUGAUCUGAAAAGCGCACAUGUUCCAGUUCUGUCAGCCAAGAACAUGAACAGCAUGAUGAAUAUAGACUUCUACUGAGGCAUACAGAUGGUAGGAUCAGAAUUUGGCACCAAAAGCAUGAAUCCAUGGACCCAACCUGCCUUGUCAACAUUUCAGGCUGGUGGCGUAGUGGUGUGGGGAAUGUUUUCUUGGCACACUUUGGGGCUGUUAAUAGCAAUCCAUCAUUUAAAUGCCACAGCCUAUUUUAAUAUUGUUGCUGACUAUGUGCAUUCAUUCAUGGUCACAAUUUGUCAAUCUUCGACACAAUAGCUACAGCCAGCAUGAGGAUGUCACAAAGCAAAAGUCUUUUACAAAACCAGUUUGAGAUGGUACAAGGGGAGAUUUGCAGCAUGAAAGUGCACCUGAAAAUCUUCAGGAAUUACGUGAUGUCAGUAUGGACCAGAAUCACACAUGAAUGUUUCCAACAUUUUGUGGAAUCCAUGCCACAAAGAACUGAGGCUGUUUUAAGAGGAAUGGGAGGCCCGACACAAUACAGUAUUAGUCUCGUGUUCCUAAUAAAGUGUUCAGUGAAUGUAUAUUCACAGUGCUCAUAAAAACAUUACACAUGAAAAGCCUACUUUUGUUGUAUUCACAACUUUGAAAGUAAUUUAAUUUUAGAAAUUAAUUAAAAAAUAUUCUGACA